Recurvomyces mirabilis is the source of this 1677-nucleotide messenger RNA. RefSeq lists its product as uncharacterized. NCBI's taxonomy places the organism in Eukaryota, Fungi, Ascomycota, Dothideomycetes, Mycosphaerellales, Teratosphaeriaceae. Gene Ontology annotation, molecular function: transmembrane transporter activity. The transcript has 7 exons. Bases 1 to 1677 code for a protein of 558 amino acids. Gene Ontology annotation, cellular component: plasma membrane. The record is from RefSeq and is a predicted model, not a curated record. Gene Ontology annotation, biological process: transmembrane transport.
AUGCCUUGGGGCAUAUUAGAAUGCGAAAAGCUGGAGAUAGUGCCGGGAACGGCACUCCUCCGUGAUCAAAGUGAUCUACCAGAUGACCUUCGAGCUGUCGAUGCAAGCAGACUCAAGCAUGGCAGCGGCAAGUUCAGCCACAUUGUCCUUGUACCACAACCAUCAGACUCGCCCAACGAUCCUCUCAACUGGUCAACGUGGAAGAAAGACUUCAUCCUCUUCUUGGUCGGCAUGUCAGCUGCAGUAGUCGGAGCCUAUGGACCUAUGCUUGGCCCUGGUUUCGUGCCCAUCGCCAAACAGCUCGGGAUCACCGUUGUCAUCCUCUCGCAAUCCACUGCCUGGCUCAUCCUGACACUCGGCUUGUGCGUGUUCUUCUUCAACCCGGCUGCAAAGAUCUGGGGCAAGCGACCUGUCUAUGUCCUCUGUUCGAUCAUAUUGCUUAUCGUCAGCAUUUGGGGAGCGGUCGCGGACAACUAUGGCUCCUUCCUAGGCUCUCGCGUCUUAGGAGCACUGGGUAUGGCGCCAUAUGAGGUCUUGGUACAAGCGACUAUCUCCGACCUGUAUUUCGUUCAUGAACGUGCCACACGUCUUGCUGUAUGGAACCUGUUCUUACUCUGCGGUAUUUGCGGCGCUGGUCUCGUAUCCGGCUACAUCAUUGAAGAUCUUGGCUACAAGUGGACUUUUGGGCUGUGUGCCAUCCUAUUCGGUAUAUUCGGCAUUGGCAUCAUCUUCUUCGUGCCGGAGACCACUUUCAUCCGCCAGCAGGUCACCUCUCCGAUUCUGGCGAAGACUGGUAUCCAAGAUCAAGAGCGAGGAGCACAGAAUGAGAAGUUUGACGAAACUGGAAUGCAUGUCGAGUACCAUGCACUACCCAGGAAGAUUACUGGCAACGGGUCCAAUCCUGACGCAAGCACAGAAGCCCGGCACAGCUUCAUUCGCUCAAUGGCAUUGUAUACUGGACGCUACUCUGAUGCUAAAAUCUGGAAGAUCUUUUGCCGACCGUUCGUUAUGUUCUUCUACCCUUGCGUGUUCUGGGCCUUCCUCAUCUACGGGACGACCUUGACCUGGAUAGUGGUAUUUAGUGUCGUAAACGGUGUCAUCUUUACAGCUCCACCAUACAACUUCAGUGUCGGAGAGACUGGCCUGAUAUCGCUCAGUCCCUUUAUCCUAUGCAUCGUCGGCGAGUGUAUCUCUGGUCCACUCAAUGACUGGCUUUGUAUCAAGAUGGCACAGCGUAACCAUGGGAUCUACGAGCCUGAGUUCCGACUGGUACUCAUGAGCGUCGUGCUCGUCCUUGGCACGGUUGGCUUUUACGGAUUUGGCGCAUCGAUCCACGCCCAGACCCACUGGUCAGGUCCAGUACUGACGUACGGUCUUGCAAACAUGGCACUGGCUUUUGCUAGUACUUGCGUCUUCGGCUACGUUUUGGACUGCUACCCACGUCUUGCAGAGGAGGCUUUCGUCGCUAUUAACACCCGCAACCUCCUUACAUUUGGAUUAAUAUACUUCGUGAACUCUUGGCUGGAGAAGAGUGGUGUUCUGGCAGUCUUCAAUGUCCUUGGUUCCUGCUUCGUUGCGGUUUGCCUGCUCACGAUUCCGCUGUGGAUCUAUGGCAAGAGGAUCAGGAGCUGGACUGCCCGACAACAGUGGCUCAGCGACUUCAUGUCAGAUAUCUGA